Parasteatoda tepidariorum (common house spider) is the source of this 9917-nucleotide messenger RNA. Lineage: Eukaryota; Metazoa; Arthropoda; Arachnida; Araneae; Theridiidae. The record is from RefSeq and is a predicted model, not a curated record.
AUUGCUUUUUAUAUAUGCAGUAGUGCCAUUUGACCGGCUUGAAAAAUGUAAUGCAGAUCAGCCCCUAACAACAAUGCAAGCAUAUUCAAUAUUUUUUAAAAUUUAUAAAUAAAGUUAUUGUUGUAUAGACCUAGCAGAAAAUUACAAGAUCUACUACAACCAAUAAGACUGUACAACUCCAGACAUUCUAGGCACGUGAUUAAAAACCUAACCAAUCGCAGCUCUUAAUUUUACUAGCUCUGUUACUCAUUCACCAUUUUUAGGUCAAGAAACAGCUACGAGUUGGGAGCUCGUGUUGAUUAUGUGGUUCUCCAGAAUUUCUGACGUUUUAUUGGAUCGAUUUUCAAAAAUGCAACUAUGAAUCGGCGGGGUGAAAACAAACACAAAAAGGCAGGAGGUGUAGCUGGUAAAACUGUUGCACCUUCUGCCAGGACCACACGAAGCAGGAAGAAAAACACCCACACUGAAUCUAUGAGCGAAGAUAAGAGUGAAGGGGACGCUAUUCCCACAAUUUCUUCCCAAUGCAACAAUCCUGAUUUAUGCAUCGAUGAAACGGCAGCUUUUUCACCUCCUUCUCCUAGUGUAACUGAAACUUCCUACAAUAUGGUAGAGAGUCGGUCUUCGUUGGUACAGUGUAGCAACAAGUUGGAAUCUUUGUACAAAAGGAUGUCACCAUCGCCACCUAAACUGGAAUGCAUUCAAACGGCAGUGGUCGUAUCUCAUCCCGUGGAACAACCGCGAUUCUCGAAUGUGUCGGAUAAUAACAGUUUCAAGGAAGAAGAAAAUCUUAAACUGCUGGCUAAAAAGGUGCCAAAAAAGCGAAAAUUCAAUCCUGUGGACGUUGAGGACAUCGUCAAUUGCAGCAAAGAGAUCAGUAAAUCUUGCGAGCCUUCUAGUGUCAUCACUAGAACUACUAAUCAGGUGACUAAUCAACAAACAUCCCCUAUUCAAUACCCUUUUUUGUCACCAAAUAAUGUAAAUAUUGACUUGAAAGACUGGAAAGGACAAAGAGUUCUUGCUAAGUCUAAUAACAUUUAUUUGCCUGGUGUUAUAAAAGAAAUUAAGAACGACUGUGAUAUUGUUGUGAUGUUUGACAAGGACCAGACAACAAUUUGCAUAUUGGACGUUUUGGGAAAUGGAAAGUAUGAUGUCAUUAGUGAUCAUAGUCCUUCACCGAGUCAUAUGAAAAUUGGCAUUUGUGUGUGCGUAAGAGUGAAUCAGGAUGAUAAUGUUUUUGUUGUUGGAGAAAUAAUUUCAAUCAGCCCGAAACCCCCAGUUCAGUAUAAUGUUAAAAUAGAGCACUCUGCUGAUUAUGGCUGGAAAGAGGCAAAUGUCUGGGUUUCGCGGGCAAAUCUUAGACUACUCUUACCGCCUUGGUGGGAAGAGCUUGAUAUUAACCCCCCACCUUCAUUGCCUUUUUUAACAAUGCCAUCACAGCUUAUUCAAAACAGUCUGCAAAUCAAGCCUGCGGAAACCAGUGAUAACUUGACCUGGGGAAAUUGUGCUACUCCUAUAGAGCACUCUUUAACUCCAUCAAGUGCUUUUACCCAAGUUAUUACGAAUCGACAGAACUUUCCCAACAUGCUGGGAGAAUCUGAACUUUCUGAAGGACAGCCUUUGAGGAUGACUCCGUCUGUUUCUGAGCUGUACAGCACCGUCACGCCGUCUCCUAAUCGAUUACAAGCGAUGCCUCUUCCUAACACUUUGAAUUCUAACACAUCAGAUCAAAUGGUCCACGAAGCUGUUUUGAGUAAAAGUCCUCACUACGAUGAAGAUUCUUCCGACGACGACUUGAAGAGAGAGAAUAUCAAAUUUGAUCAAGAUUAUUUUACUUAUCCAUACCAGCGACCUUCUACUCUCUCCCAGGGUAGUUUGACACCUAGAUCUCAGUCUCGCAAGAGCGAGACUGUUUUGAGUCGAACCAGUACCGAUUCGUCAGAGUGUUUGGGUACUUCUCGCUCUCCGGCAAUGCUGAAUGCCAAGUAUAAGAAAGGCGAUAUCGUUUCUACACCCAACGGCAUUCGGAAAAAAUUCAACGGCAAGCAGUGGCGGAGACUUUGUUCCAAAGAAGGAUGCACAAAAGAAUCACAGCGUAGGGGGUAUUGCUCAAGGCACUUGUCUCUUCGAGGUAAAAAUAUCCGACCUCCCUCUCUUUCAUUCCCAGGACGGCGUAAAGGAACUUUCAAGGACUCUGCGUCGGGUCGUGAGUUAGAAUGGGAAGAGUCGUCUCACGACAGUGAAUCGAAUCCUGUUUUUUCGGAGAGGGAGAGAGUUCAGCGAUGUUUUGAUAGAGAUGAAACAGAAGCUGCCAACAUGUUGGUUUCGUUGGGCAACUCCAGGUCAGCAACACCUGCAUUUUCUCCUACUCAGAAUACGCAUUCGAUAUCGCCACGGGCUUUCCAGACUCCCAAUACUCAUUUUACCCCCAUAGCACAUCCGCAGCACUCACCUACCGUUAGUGCACAACCUGGACAAUGGAAUUCACAAGAGCCUCAGAUAUUGAGUGCCAUUAUGUCAAACAAUUAUCAAUCUACAGUUGCAAAUUCAUCCUACCACCCAGGCGCCAUUCGGACAGAGGUCAUUCAACAUCCAGCUGCAAUUCAAGAGCUAAAUUCCCAACCUGAAGUGCGAGCGUCCGUUCUGCAUUUGAGUACGAACCAAUCUGAUGCGUUUUCUGUCAUCCAGAAUGCCCGUCCUCUCCUAAUAAGAGAUACACAAGGAAAUCACAAACAGGAGCAUGUUAUAAUGAAAGCAUCCAAAGACGGCACCGUGAAAUUAUCCGAGAAAAAUGCCAUCGAAGUCAUAUCCUCGAUGGAGGAUUCAGAUUUUUCCCGUAAUUUGCCAGAUACACAAACCAUAUUUCUGGUUAAGAACUCAGUUAAAAGUGAUGCCCAAUUUCUCAUGGAAGAAACUGAAGAUGUAGCACCCAUAAAUAUUCCUAAUUAUUCUGCCCAGAAUGCGUUAGUUCGGGAAAGUAGUAAAUUAUUAGAUAAUGAGUUUUCCAAGUAUAUGGAUGAUCAGAGAGGCUGUUAUAGUGUAGAAAAUGACAAUCCUAAUCAGUAUUCUCAAUCAUAUGCACCUGUACAACUGUUACCUAUUAUAAAUAAUGAGGACCUUCCUGAGAAAAAAGAUUUGACUGAAAGUGAUAAGAAUUCAGCUUGGAAUGAUGCUAGGCCGAUUCCAGUUUUUCCUUGGCAUUCUUUAGUGCCAUUUUUGAAGAAUAAUUCUGCUCCUACAAAUGGCAAUUCAGAGUUAAAAUCAUCUGUUGAACCCCUCAGUAAAGAACUGGUUCCAGCAGAACCAGAAGAAGGAGAUGACGAUGUUUUUGCAACAGCUGAGAAUCUUCCCUUAGAUAUUGGAGAAUUAUCAGACAAACGUCGCUCGCAAUCACUCAGUGCUUUGUCCAAAGAAGAAAUGAAAAGUCCGAAAAAGCCUCUUAGUCGAGAGAAAGAUCACAUUAGAAGACCCAUGAAUGCUUUUAUGAUAUUCAGCAAACGCCAUCGAGCUCUUGUUCACCAACGUCAUCCAAAUCAAGAUAAUCGAACAGUGAGCAAAAUCUUAGGGGAAUGGUGGUACGCAUUAGAGCCGGAACGAAAGCAGAAAUAUCAUGAUCUGGCAUAUGAGGUUAAGGAGGCUCAUUUCAAGGCAUAUCCUAAUUGGAAAUGGUGUAGUCGUGACCGUAAAAAGUCUAGCACCAGCUCCACCCCCAAAGAUAGCCAAAAACCUCUUGGCAAUGAUGAACCUCUUACACCAUCGUUAACUUCAAGUAUUCUUUCUGGUUUGAGCAUAUUUUUCAUUUUCAAAUCUGCCCAAUUAUUUCUAAUGAAAUAUGCAAAGUAUCCAUACUUAAUUCAUUGNUUUAAUUUUGAGAAGCGGCCCAGAUCUCGGUCUCUAUCACAGCUGCCUGAUCCCUGGCAUGCCAGUCUGUUGACGAAUUCUUUUGAUGGAAGCAGCUCUGAAAAAAAGGUUUCAGAUGAUUUAAGGCAGGACAGUGAUAUUUCUGGUUUUGCUGAGAAGUCUAAAAAAAGAAGAGAGAUGGAUAAUUUGCGCGGGGAUUCUGAUACCACCAGUGAUGAUGAAAGAAUGGUGAUAUGUGAGGAAGAGGUAGAUAAUGUUUCAGAUAAAUCACUUUUAUGCACUGAGGAACCACCCAUCGACUUAAAGUGCAAAGAGAAGGUCACAGAAAGCGAUACGGAAAGCCAGUCUGAUGAAGAAUCCUUGUUAGAAAACAAGGCAUUCCCUCAACAGAGAUUCUCACCGGUCAUGAAGCAUCAUCCGUCUGUAGAAGUCACCCACCGCCCGAAGCCUAUAAAAGCACACCCUUGUUCCAACUCCCAAACUUCAUUUUCCACCAGCAAUGAAAACAGUAGUUCUCCUAGUAGUGCUGUCGGCGGAACUUUCCUCAGGCCUUUGCCAACCGUAUCCUGCUUUCAGCCUACGGGUGCAGUCUUCAAAGAUGUUCACUCUCCUAAAGUGAAUGCAAGCGACGCCUUCACUUCGUUCCCUGUCGAAAUCUCCAAACCCUCCAUAAUUGUCACUUCCGAAAAAGGCUUGUUCGAUAGAGUAUCAGACUCUCCGGACAUGCCCGUUCUCGUCUCGAAGAUACCGCCUAUGCUUGAAGCUGUAAACAGUGAGCAGUGCUCCCUGUCUAAUCAAAAACUAGUUACUUUUGAAGAAUCUCAUAAUAAUGGUGGGGAUGGCGCUAAAAGUAAGACACAAAAAACUGUUCAGAAGCUCUGUCGUGGCAGUAAUUUGCCUCCGCCUCUUUCAAUCCCCUCCAUCAAUCUCACUCAAACGCAUGCCAAAAAUAUUUCUCCUCAAGUACCGGCAGCCUUGACCAGGCAGCAUUUGCAGGCUCUUCAAGUCCCUGUUCAGAACGACAAGUCCAAAUUGCAACUGUCCGCUUCCCUUAUCCAGACAUCGCAAGGCUUCUUGGUGUCCAACAGUGCCCUCGGGGCCACUCAUUACAGCAUGACAAUCCUCAAUCCAUCCACGUCUAAAAGUUCACCGUGCGUCUCCCCGGCUCAAACUUCUCCCGAGAUUUUAACCGCCACCCUGAAAAACUUGGUCAUUCCAGUUUCCAAACACAAUGGCAUACCGUCUUCUCCCCAGACGACUGUUUCUCAAAUAACGCCUACGGUUUUAGCAAAUCUCGUCCUGAAAGCAAAUUCCCAAGUACCUGCUCAAAGUGUGUUGUCCAGCCCGACAUCUCCGAGUCAGUUUCAUCUGUCUCCUCAAUUGAUAUCAAGGUCUGGGACAACUCAAGUGCAGUAUCUGUUGCCAUCACUUACUUUACAAUCACCUACUUUAAAAGGUAUGGUUCAGAUGGCCGUUCCUACCCAAGGAAGUAUUCAACUUGGUACUCCAACAACUCAUGCAAGUGGCGUGCCUACUAGCAUCACUGGGAGUACAACUAAAUACAUGACAAAUGGCCAUGGAAGCAGUUCUCUUCUUUCUCCAAAAAAAUCGAACAGCACCACCACUUGUAUUCAAGGCGUGAUUGUUAAUAAGCAGAAUUCAAUUCAACCAGCUGGAACUUCGCAGGUGUUGACUCUCACGUCUGCUGUCAAUCCCAUUGUGGAAAAUUCCUGUUUGCAUUUGAACAACAUGGCAAUUAGUAGUACUCCAACUGCACCCACACAGAGGCUUAUUCUGCCGUCUACUGGCAGAAGACAAACUUCAUCCCCUGGAUCUCCUGCAACCUUGACAGCACACCCCCUCAUGUCUUCUCCCAGUGUCCAAGGAGCAUUGAUUCAGUUACAACCCUGUGUAGCAGUUACACCACAAAAAGAUCCUUCUUUUGUUGCAAUCAAUCAAGUGAAAUCACCGACUGUGAAUAUAGUCUCUACAUCUGCAUCUUCCUCUAUCAGCCCUAGAACACCAUCUGUAACAAUAGCCCGAAGUCCACAGGCUAGAAGUCAAUCACCUCAAUUUUAUGCUGGUGUAAUGGAUAUAAAAUCACUUUCUACAACACCUCUGAGCUUAACACCCAACAGUAAAGGUGAUCUUACUUUUUCAACUCACACUUUUCUUCCAAAACCGCAGAAAAUAAAAGCGACUGUCGCAAAUGUUCCUGUUGCUCCAACCGAUGUGGAAUCUUCAUCUAAAGUUGAAAUUAAAACAGAUGCAGAUAAUCUGAAGCCUCAAAGAUCCUGCAAAGGAAAACGUUAUAGAGAGAUGGUUGCAGAAGGAGGAAUAAAAGCUAAGAAAAAACCUCCAAAGCUGGGGUUUAGUAAUGAGGUAAAUCCCUCUCCAAAUGUCUCAAUGCCACAACUGAGUGUAUCAUCUAGUGAUGAGUCACAAGUUUGUUUUGUGCUAGCCCCGACUCCUGCCCAGCUGGGAAGAGCACCCGGUCAACUCAAUCAUCGGAGACUUUCUUCAGAAUCUCAAGAAUCUCCUUCUGGUGGUGAUGACCCUCAAGAAGCAAAAAAACCCAUUCUUAAAAGGAUAGCUGAUGAUGGAAUGGACAAGGUUCUAGAGCAAGUUGACUUUGAAGCUCGUUUUGCUGAAUUGCCUCAGUUCAAUCCUGAAGAAUCUCCUUCCUCUGCUGCUUCAUUGCCCAAUUCACCCAGAGCUUUUGUAAAUAGUUACAGAAAAAAAAGGAGACUUUCCACUGCUCAAGACCAAGAAGAGGUUGAAGCUAUGAAAAGUCCUUGCAAACCCAAAUCUCAAUCAAGCAGCUCAGAGACAGGUACUCCCAAAACUCCAAAAAGUGCUGCUAAGUUUGAAGGAAUAAAAUUCUUUGGGCCAAAUUUCAGUAUUGAAGAAUUCACGGAGGCAGAUAUAUCUGGCGCUCAUUCUCCGAGAACUCCUAAAACACCGAAUGAUGGAGAGAAAGGUCUGUCUUCACAGAGGAGAAUUCUGGACACAAGAAGGAGCUUGGUAAUGCAGCUGCUAAAAGAUGUUGGCUUAUUUCCUACAGCACAAGAGACUGCUCAGUUCCAGCAUGUCCACCAGGAAGCAUUCCCCACCAAAAAUACUCUGCAGUUAAAAAUUCGUGAAGUACGACAGAAAUUAAUGGCCCAAAAUUCUGGAACACCUCAACCCCCUACAACGCCCACUGGUGGCACCAACGGGUGCGUGUCAUCUCCAUCUCCCCACACGCGACCUGACAUUGUGGACGCCGUGUCCCGCCCUACUACGAGUUCUCAGAAAUUUUUAGCCCCUGGUCCCGUCGUCGUGAACAGCAAGAAUCGUCCACCCCUGAUACCCUCUCCUUUGAGCGAGGAGACAAAGAACAGUUCUAGCUUGCUUCAUGAAAAACUAACAGAAUCAUCAUCAUCAGUGUGCUUGAACGAGCAGAGCUGAUAAAGCACUUUGCAAACCUGAUUUUAGCUGCUGAUAAACUAAACUAGUCAUGUCACUUUUUAAGUGCUUAUUUAUCUGAUGUAUGAAAUGACAAUUUUAACAUGUCUUAUCACGUUAUUUGAGUUAAAACAGGGUGUCUGGCAAUUUGGAAAAGGUAGUUAGAGUGCUAAUUUCUAUAAAUAGCCCGGAAAAUGAUACAUUUAUAAGUCAAAGAAAAUUUAAAUUCCUGAGGAAAAAGAAUUUUCCCUCAUUGCAAUUAUCAUUUUUUAAAUUUUCAAGAUGAAAUGCUUUUACACUUUCUUGUGCAUUUAUUUAUUUUCUCUCUCUAAUCCUUGUGUAAUCCAACUUGGUUAAUUUGUUGUGCAAUAAGAACCAUAUUUAGUCAAUUUUUCCCCCCUUAAUUGAUACAUAUUUAGUAUAAAUGAGUAUUAUAUGCUAGCAAAUAAAUAUUAGAAAACAUUAUUUAAAUAAAAUUAAGUGAAGCACGCUACUACAGAAUUGUUCAUUAAAUAAUUUACUUAAUUUGUUUUCUUAUAAAUAUGUAAAAGCUAAUUUCCUUUUUUUUUUUUUUUUUAAANAUUUUUUUUUUUUUUUUUUUUUUAAAUAUUAAGUUGAUAUUUUAAUUUUGUUUUUUAGUGGAAGUGUAGCUAAAAAUCUGACAUUGUUUGAGUAGGUGCGCUUAAGGCUAAGUUUAAAUUUGUGUGGUUUAUUUAAUACUGUUUAAUAAUUUACCAACUACAGUGAAAGCUUGACUAUCCCAGAUAGGCAAUUCUAGCAAGAUGAAAGUUUGAUAAUUGAGCACAAAAAUUUUGGUUUUCUAAAUUACCUUAUUUUCUAAGUAAUUACCUCACUUUAUUGUUAAUGCAAUAAUUAUAAUAAUAAGAAAAAAAACUGAAGUUGCAAAAUGAAAAAAAAUAGAUUUAAAAAAAUUACUAAUUUUUUUAAAGUUUGUUUAAAUGAUAUCUUUCAUGUAAUUACAUAUGAUUUGCUUAUAAAACCAAAACUCUUGGUGUUCUUUAUUUAAGUAUUUACUGGAAAAAAAUACCACUUUAUUUUGACUACUUUCAAAAAUUCUGCUUGCCAUAAAAAAAAAAUUUUUUUUUAACCUAUAGACUGUAUUUUGUAAUUUUUUUUUAUCAGUAGUAGAUCCGUAGAUUGUAAUUUUUUAAAUCUGUAAUAAUCCCUGCAAAUUCUGCCUUUAGGUUUGUCAAAUUCUAGCUGGUUGGGCUUUUUAAAAAUAUUGUGUGUGCGUUUAAUAAAGUGAGAGAAACUUAAUCUGAAACUUUGCCAGGCACCUUGUUAUACAAUAGGAUUAUUCGCAGCAAUCAAAAAAACAUUAUUUCUUGUUGUUGUUCUUAUCUUAUCUGAUAGAUUUAUGGUUUUAAAAAUCAUUUGUUGUUUUUGUUGAGACAUAUCCACCUUCAUUCAUUUUUGUAAAUACUCAUUAUUAAUACUUGUUUUUAUUUUUUAAAUCAGGGAUGCUAACUAUUAUUGAUAGUUGUUAUCUUAGUUGUUAUUCUUCUAAUUUUAACUUAGUGUUAUAAUUUUUAAGGCUCCUUGUUGUAUACUCACUGUGACUUAGCUUCUUAUGAAUUUCAGUUACUUUAAUUUCAAAUGUCACACAUAUUUUAUUAUGAAUUAAUGACAUAAAUGAUUUUAAAAAUCUUACUUUAAUGCUUUCUUCAAGUAGUUGACAUGGUUCAGUGUUGAAGCAACUAAUGGAUUUCUUUAAGCUUUGAGAAAUACCAUUGUUUUUAAGUUUGUUGGUCAUGGUAUUUUCGAGUUUAGAUUUGUUUUUUGUUUUUUUAAUAUAUAUAUAUAUAAAAUUGGAUUCAGUUACUUUAAUUUCAAAUGUUACACAUAUUUUGUUGUGAAUUAAUGACAUAAAUGAUUUUAAAAUCUUUACUUUAAUGCUUUCUUCAAGUAGUUGACAUUGUUCAGUGUUGAAGCAACUAAUGGAUUUCUUUAAGCUUUGAGAAAUACCAUUGUUUUUAAGUUUGUUGGUCAUGGUAUUUUCGAGUUUAGAUUUGUUUUUUUAAUAUAUAUAUGUAUAAAAUUGGAUUCAGUUACUUUAAUUUCAAAUGUUACACAUAUUUUGUUGUGAAUUAAUGACAUAAAUGAUUUUAAAAUCUUUACUUUAAUGCUUUCUUCAAGUAGUUGACAUGGUUCAGUGUUAAAGCAACUAAUGGAUUUCUAAUUUCUUUAAGCUCUGAGAAAUAUCAUUGUUUUUAAGUUUGUUAAUUAUGGUAUUUUCGAGUUUAGAUUUUUUAAUUUUUUUUAUAUAUAUAUAUGCAGGGUAUCCGCCCACCUGGAAAGUCAUGAAUUUCGGUAUUGAACAAAAUUUGUCAUGAAUUUAACUAUUUUUUAAAAAAAACAACAUGAAAAGUCAUGGUUUUAGGUCGCUGAAAAAUCUAAUUUAUAAAAUAGAACUUACCCCCUCUACCCAAUUUCACAGUGUUCCGAUUAUCUGAAUUUGUAACAUAAUCUCACUCACAGUCAUAUUUGAUUAAAAUAAAAAAUGCUUUUAUCGUGUUCUUUAAAAAUUAUGGUGUUCUUUCAAAAAAUGAAAGAAAAAACAUCAUUUCUAGAGCGAAUUAUCUUUUAAAACU